Messenger RNA from Theobroma umbraticum, 1727 nucleotides. Its product is annotated as Pentatricopeptide repeat (PPR) superfamily protein. Gene Ontology annotation, biological process: RNA modification. NCBI's taxonomy places the organism in Eukaryota, Viridiplantae, Streptophyta, Magnoliopsida, Malvales, Malvaceae. The record is from RefSeq and is a predicted model, not a curated record. Gene Ontology annotation, molecular function: protein binding; zinc ion binding; RNA binding.
CUAGCAAGCAAUGCGAGCUUCUGCAAGGUACAUCUCCCCCGCUCAUCCAACUCUUCAUUUUGCACACCCGACCCUUGAAUCCUUCAUAUGGAACACCCUCAUACGAGGCAAUGCUCAGGCUACAGCUCGACCCACGUUCCCCACAAUCUCCAUCUACAUUCGUAUGCGCUUCCAUGGCGUUUCACCUGAUUUCCAUACUUUCCCUUUCCUCCUACAAUCAUUCAAUUCCUCAUUUCACCUUCUCUCAGGUAAACAAAUCCAUGCCCAAACUAUCCUCUUCGGCCUUGUCCAAGACCCAUUUGUCCAAACGUCACUCAUCAACAUGUACUCAUCUUGUGGCGACUUAAUUGUUUCCCGUCAAGCUUUUGACGAGCUCACCCAACCUGAUGUAGCGUCUUGGAAUUCAAUUAUUCAUGCCUAUGUUAGAGUGGGGUUGAUCGAUUUAGCACGGGGUUUAUUCGAUAAAAUGCCGGAAAGAAAUGUGAGAUCUUGGAGUAGCUUGAUAAAUGGGUUUGUUAGGUGUGGGAAAUAUAAGGAAGCGCUUGCUUUGUUCCGUGAAAUGCAAAUGUUGGCAGUUAACGAUGUUAGGCCAAAUGAAUUUACAAUGUCUGCUGUACUUUCUGCUUGUGGGCGUUUGGGUGCUCUGGAUCAUGGGAAAUGGGCUCAUGCUUAUAUUGACAAAUGUGGGAUAAAAAUUGAUGUUGUCUUGGGAACUUCUUUGAUAGACAUGUAUGGAAAAUGUGGGAGUAUUGAAAAGGCGAGGGAUGUGUUUCGUAAUUUAGGUCCUGACAAAGAUGUGAUGGCUUGGAGUGCUAUGAUUUCUGGCCUGGCUAUGCAUGGCCAUGGUGAGGAAUGCCUUCAAUUGUUUUCGGAGAUGAUAAAACGACAGGUGAGGCCGAAUGCUGUUACAUUUUUGGGUGUACUUUGUGCUUGUGUACAUGGAGGUUUGGUGAGUGACGGAAAGGAGUAUUUUAGGACGAUGAGCAAGGAGUUUGGUAUCAUUCCUUCGGUACAGCACUUCGGUGCCAUGGUUGACCUUUAUGGAAGAGCUGGUCUCAUUGAUGAAGCAUGGAAUGUGGUUAAAUCUAUGCCUAUGGAGCCUGAUGUGCUCGUAUGGGGGUCCCUGUUGAGUGGAUCCAGGAUGUGUGGGAACAUUGAAACAUGCGAGGUUGCACUCAGGAAGUUAAUUGAGUUGGAUCCCACAAAUAGUGGUGCAUAUGUGCUUCUUUCAAAUGUGUAUGCAAAGACGGGCAGAUGGACAGAAGUAAGGCGUGUGAGAGAUGUCAUGGAGGGUAGGGGGAUUAAGAAGGUUCCUGGAUGUAGUUUGGUUGAGAUGGGAGGUGUCCUCCAUGAGUUUUUUGUGGGAGAUGAUUCUCUUCCAGAAAGCAGAGAGAUAUACAUGAUGCUUGAUGAGAUUAUGAAGAGAUUGAAGAUGGAGGGUUAUGUGGGAAACACAAAGGAAGUUUUGCUUGAUUUGGAUGAGGAUGGAAAGGAGUUGGCACUAUCCCUUCAUAGUGAAAAGAUAGCUAUUGCCUUUUGCUUCUUAAAGACAAGUCCAGGCAAUUACUUCGUCUGGCACAAAAGUUAGCAUGAGGAAACCCUGGAGGCUUGAGGACUGAAAUUUUGCAUUCGACUUCCUCAUGGCGCACGAAUGUUAUGGAUAUGAAAUCUAUAGGCUUAUGCAAGAAGGUAAGUCCGAUCAUAUUUUCAUCCUUGUAUAAUUUUUG